This is a messenger RNA of Acanthosepion pharaonis, 465 nucleotides long. NCBI's taxonomy places the organism in Eukaryota, Metazoa, Mollusca, Cephalopoda, Sepiida, Sepiidae. The record is from the annotation of a GenBank genome assembly.
AUGUAUAUUUUAUCUAUCUAUCUAUCUAUCUAUCUAUCUAUCUAUCUAUCUAUCUAUCUAUCUAUCUAUCUAUCUAAGAAAGAUCGCGGAGAAGUUUUCAGUCCAACCAACAUUCGUGCCUCAAAUUUUAAGAAGAACGAAGCUGUAUGUCUUGUAUGUGGAGACAGGGCGUCCGGGAAACAUUAUGGAGUACUCAGCUGCGACGGAUGCCGCGGGUUUUUCAAGCGAAGCAUUCGGCGGAACUUAGAUUACAUCUGCAAGGAAAAUGGCACAUGUGUCGUAGAUGUGGCCAGACGAAAUCAAUGUCAAGCAUGUCGCUUUCGAAAGUGUUUACAGAUGAAAAUGAACAAAGACGCUAAGUGUCAAAUAAAAUGUCUUAUUAAAAUUAUCCCCCCCUCCCCAUCUAUCUAUCUAUCUAUCUAUCUAUCUAUCUAUCUAUCUAUCUAUCUGGUGAUUGAAAAGUAA